AUGGGUUCAAUGUUUAGAGAUUUGAUGGAAGGUGAUUGUGGGGCACCUAAUGCUGUUGGUUCGUUUGUUCAGCAAUUCACUACUGACAAGACAGGAUUGUAUCACGAUAAAUGGGAAGCUAAUGGACUAGAGAAUCAACUUCGAAACCUACAUUUAGAUAAUCAUCAACAUGACUUUAAUCAAAAUCACUUUGAUCAGAUAUUCGAUGAGACUGAAGACUUUAACGGAAUGAUAGAUAAAAAUAUAAUGAGAGAUCAUCCCCAACAUAUGUUACAUCAACAGGGAGUUGAACACAAACACCCUUUUGGUCAAGGAGAACUACAACAAUUCUUUAAAGACUUUUUAUUAUCAUCUCAAAAUCAUCAUUUAUUACCACCAAUUCCAUUGGGAGACCUUGGAUUGAGUGUAGGAGAUAAGACAAAGAUCAAAAAUAGAAGUGAAGUAAUGUUUAGACAUUUAAAUGAACACAAGGACCAAAAUUUUGAAUUUGAUCAACUCAACCGAUUGUUUGAUGCAUUGGGCAUAUUUGAAAGCGAAAUCAUCAAUGCUCCACCCACCGGAGAGAUGGACAAUGGAGAUUGGUUAGAUGAAUAUUCAAGAUUCGAUGGACCACACCAAACAAGUACAACAUCCACAUUUCAACGUUUCCACCAAGACGAACCAUGGGAACACGAACAACUUGGAAUUCCAAAGGAUUUGGUCGAUGAAGAUGAAGAAAAUUAUGGCGAUGCAUGGGAUAAUGCCGCCUAUGAACAAGAAUAUGACGACGCAUGGGACGAGGAAGAGGAUUUCAACCCAUUUGAGCAAGCAUGGCGUGAUGGUGAUGACGUUGAUGCUGCAUGGGACGAAACAGCAAGACAAAAAUUAUCAGACAUUACAGAAUCAAUCACUAGAAUCAAUGACCCAAAGCUCAAGAAUUCAAAUUUUAUGAAAUUAAUGAAACAACUAAACACUGGAGAAGCUUCGAUCGUUGGAAACCAAGUCGUUCACAAUGAAACAUCAGAGGAUGUAUAUGACGAUGAAUAUGACAUGGUUCAUGAUUAUCAAGCGUUCAAUGAAACUGUAGACCAAGAUAGACUUAGAGAGUAUCAAUUCCUUGGUGACGAUGAAAACUUUUUACUCAACCAAAAUGACACCGAUGGAAUGAACAAUGAAAUCAUCGAUUUGGAAGCACAAGUCAAAAAUAAUCCUCAAAACUCUCAAGCCUGGAUGAAACUUGGUAUUGCUCACGCUGAAAACGACAAGGACCAACAAGCUAUUCAAUGUUUAUUAAAAGCAAUCCAAGUUGAUAAUAAUAAUUUAACUGCUAGAAUUGCAUUGGCAGUAAGUUAUACAAAUGAUUCAAAGAGAGAAAAAGCGUUAUCAACUUUGGAGGAAUGGUUAAAGUCACAUCCAGGUUAUUCGCACAUUCAACCAAGUAAUGUUGAACACGUCGAUCAAGAUUUUAUGGACACUUGGAGAAAACACAGCAUGAUUAGUGAAAUGUUUUUAGAGGCAGCAAGAUUACGCCCAAACAGUCCCGAUCACGAGGUCCAAACAGCACUCGGACUAUUGUAUAAUAUGUCGUACGAGUAUGACAAGGCGGUUGAUUGUUUUCAAGCCGCGCUUCAAUCCAACCCAAGAGAUUAUCAAUUGUGGAAUAAGCUUGGAGCUACCUUGGCCAAUAGCAACAGAAGUCAAGAGGCCCUUGGUGCUUAUUUCCACGCACUCGAAGAGAAACCAAGCUAUGUUCGUGCAAGAUCUAAUCUUGGUAUCAGUUAUCUCUCUCUCAACAUGUACAAUGAGGCUGCAACGACAUUUUUAGGUGCAUUGGCAAUUCAUCCCGAAGCUGUACACAUUUGGGACAAUUUAACAAUGUAUCAAUGGUAA
Molecule: messenger RNA, 1869 nt
Organism: Cavenderia fasciculata
Lineage: Eukaryota; Evosea; Eumycetozoa; Acytosteliales; Cavenderiaceae
Gene: pex5
Product: tetratricopeptide-like helical domain-containing protein
Exons: 6
Coding region: 1-1869 (622 amino acids)
Biological process (GO): protein import into peroxisome matrix, docking
Cellular component (GO): peroxisomal membrane; cytosol
Molecular function (GO): protein binding
Source: RefSeq, a predicted model, not a curated record